Molecule: messenger RNA, 1098 nt
Organism: Echinococcus granulosus
Lineage: Eukaryota; Metazoa; Platyhelminthes; Cestoda; Cyclophyllidea; Taeniidae
Product: Glycerol-3-phosphate dehydrogenase [NAD+], cytoplasmic
Exons: 7
Coding region: 1-1098 (365 amino acids)
Biological process (GO): carbohydrate metabolic process; glycerol-3-phosphate catabolic process
Cellular component (GO): cytosol; glycerol-3-phosphate dehydrogenase (FAD) complex
Molecular function (GO): NAD binding; glycerol-3-phosphate dehydrogenase [NAD(P)+] activity
Source: RefSeq, a predicted model, not a curated record
AUGAGGCAAGUCUGUGUAUUGGGAUGUGGCGCACUGGGUACAGUGCUCUCGAAUCUGGUUGUUAGUAAUUUACCCAAGCUUUCAGGCUACAAUCCAAAGGUGAUGUGGUAUGUUCGUGACGAGGAACAUUUGCAGAAACGUCUCGUCGAUGUGAUUAAUACUCACAGAGAAAAUAAGAAGUAUCUCCCGGGUGUCAAGAUUUCUGACAACGUCUUAGCAUCUGAUGAUGCUGCAAGAGUGGCAGCUGCUGCAGAUGUGAUUCUUUUCGCCUAUGCCACCCGCCAUGUCACUGAAAUUCUGGAAACAGUGAAGGGACAUCUAAAGAAAGAUGUUCUGUUUAUUUCCUUUUCUAAAGGUCUGGUGGCACCCGAAGGAAAGCCCCAGAUGAGCCAGGCCGACAUAUGGUUGGUGAGCGAGGAGAUUCGCCGCGUGACUGGUGUGGAGGCGGUUGUUGUCAGUGGUGCUAUGACGGCUCGAGGACUUGCCAAGGGCGAGUUCACCGAGGUCACUGUCGGUGCGAUAAGCGAACAGUCUGCCGAAGAGACGGAGAAUCUUCUCCUCACAUGGACGGCUGAUGUGGCGACAGUGGAGAUUUGCGGUGCGCUGAAGAAUAUUCUCUCGGUGGCGGCGGGCAUUGUGGACGGUCUAAAACUGGGCGCCAACACUAAAUCGGCCAUCAUUCGUCUGGGGCUCUAUGAGAUGGGUCAGUACUGCCACUACAUGUAUGGCAAAUACGAUACGCGUCAAUCCACUCUUCUUGAAAGUUGUGGUGUGUCGGAGCUCUUCAAAUGUAUGCUUCGUCAAAGUGACCUAAUGCCCGAGGUGGGUGACGAUUGGGACAUCUUCAACAUCCUCAUCGGUCGAAUGCUCUCCGAGCCGGAGUACUCGAAAUUGACAGUGGAACAGAUUGAACAGUCUCUCCAUCCUGAUUUUGUGGCCUCUGGACCCGAUACAGCAAAGAAGAUCUACACGCAGCUCUCAUCGAUGCACCUCUGCGAGCGGUAUCCACUCUUCACGGCUGUCCAUCUGAUUUGCAUCCGCUCCCUUUCCUCAAAUAUGCUUAUCCCGAUGUUGAGCCAUCAUCCUGCACACAUGUAA